This is a messenger RNA of Paramacrobiotus metropolitanus, 1810 nucleotides long. RefSeq names its product beta-1,3-galactosyltransferase 5-like. The transcript has a single exon. The record is from RefSeq and is a predicted model, not a curated record. The coding region runs from base 489 to 1571 and encodes 360 amino acids. Gene Ontology annotation, molecular function: hexosyltransferase activity. Gene Ontology annotation, cellular component: membrane. NCBI's taxonomy places the organism in Eukaryota, Metazoa, Tardigrada, Eutardigrada, Parachela, Macrobiotidae.
AGUGCAAAUCACAAAAUUUACGAUUAUUACUUACCACUGUUUAAAUACCAGUACAGGAUCGGAAAACGAACAAUUACUUAUAGUUCAUUGUUACUGCGGUGUCAUAAUUAUUUUUAUUUUUUAAAUUCGAAUUCGCAGAUUCCGAUUAAAUCCAAAUUUUGUUCGACAGUGGAUUUUAUCCAGUUAUCUACGAAAACUGUCUCCGCGCCUCGUUACAUUUUGUGUACCCAAGUUUGGAUAAACAACCCGCCGACCCGCUGUAGUCGUACGAGACAGCGCAAUGUAUUUGUUCGUUGCUUAUUUAUCGCUGGAUUUGAGAAGCGGAGAGACGAACCUCUUUUCUUGAAGAAAAGUAAAAGAGUUUCUCGUUUUUCUGGAAUGAUGAAUGAUGAUGAUUGCAGAACAUUUUUUUACGACUUGCUGGCCGUGUUGAUUAUAUCUGGAGGGUACUAGGCAGGUAAUGCAGUGGCCAAAACCGGAGAUGCACCAUGCCUGCUAAUUCAUCAUCCAAAGCUUACCUUAUCAUCAUCGCUAUCGUUUUCCUGAUCUCGGGAUUCCUCUUCAUUGGUCUGCUCCACUGGAACAACACAGUUACCCUUCGCCCACUGGAAGGUGCCACAAGGCAGCAUAAUAGUCUGAGUGAACUCUUCUCAAUCGAGAACACCACUGCAACGAGGAGCAGCAAAUAUCGACCUAGCAAAAAAACCACAUCUCCUCCGGCGGAAAGUCUUUCAGCCGAUUCUUUCUAUCUUGACGCCUCUGUUGUUGCCAGCCAGUAUUCCAUUAAUCCGGCACCCUGUUCGACGCUUCCGGUGAAGCCGUACGUCGUCAUUAUCGUUUUUGCGCGGCCCAAUGGAUACAAACUCCGACAGGCCAUUCGGAGCACGUGGGGCUCCUUGGUUGAUACGCACUGCGGAGUGCGCAUGUUGUUUAUGUUUGGUCGCGUCUAUGACUCCGCCGUGCAAGAAGCACUGAACGAGGAGUCCAAAAAAUACGGGGAUGUGAUACAGUCCAACCAGUUCGACGACAGAUACCGUUCCGCUGCCAAUAAGGCUGUUCAUCUGUUGCAGUGGGGUGCUGCGUUCUGCCCAGAAUCGGCCUACACGGCCAAGAUUGACGACGAUAAUUGGUUGAAUUUACAGAAAUAUUUAAAUUUUCUCAAAGCUCAUCCGCCGAGUGAUAUUGUUUAUGGAGGGAUGUUUUAUGCUGGGACAAUAGUAAUUCGUGAUCCGAAUAGUAAAUAUUUCGUUCCAAGGGAGGAAUUCCCACAGGAAUAUUAUCCCGAAUAUCUUUCCGGAAUACUGUACGCAUUCCCUACAAAACACUUGGCCAAAGUAGUGUACAUGGCACAGCAUAGUCAGAUGACAUUUAACGAUGACGUUUUUGUCUGCGGAGUGGUGGCGACGAAAGCGGGACUGACGCGAAAAGAAGUUCCGGACUAUGGAUGGGAUCACAAUAUACACGAUACCACGUGUCCUAAGCGAGAUAAAAUGUGCAUUCAUUAUUCGAAAAUUGAAGAUUUUUACAGACUAUGGAAUGAUCCUUGCUUCAAGUAUGAAAAGUUGUGUUAAACCAGUUAAAGGAUGGAUAUUUAUUGUUGCCUUAUGUACUCAGUAUGUAGUUUUGGUUAUGCAGUUUUGUCACAAUGUCUGCAGCAUGUGAACCUGAGUUCCUUUUUUUAGCGCAGCUGCUUUUGCCAGCUUUAAUUCUUUCGCUGUAAUUCUCAUUACGUGUUGAACUUGCAAUCUCUGUCAAAGUCUCAAAGUUCUGUUUGAAUAAGCAUGAUAAGCUGACAAUGAGAUAAAUUUUU